AUGCAGAUAGACGGUCCGGGCAGCGCCGAAAGCUCACUGUUGGCCCAGAAUCGUAUGGGAAAAGACGCCCUGCAGAAGUCUAACAGCGUGCCACUCAUGACCGGUAACAGCCGCAGGCCGGAGGCCACCAAGAAGUGCGUGCUUCGGCUGGAUGGCUACUCCUACCUUAUCGUCGCUAAUCCUCCGGAUGCACAGGGUGCCAAGGAUGAGCUUACAGCGGCUACUGAAUCUGACGCCGGCGACCCAGCCAGUCCCGUUUCAGAGCCGGGGACGGUGGUGGUACGUCGCUUCCAGCCCCGCGUGGGCCAACUGCUUCGCUCUGGAGGCGCCGAGGAACCGGAGGGGCUCGAGCGGCCGCUGGUCGACUCCCGGCCCCUGCCGCCCGUCGACACGCUGGAAGCCUGCGACAGGGCCGCACAGAGACUGCGCGAGUUAGCAACACAUCUUCAGCACGGCGACAUCCCUUUAGCAGUUCUUCAAAAGACUCUCCAAUACGCAGCCUGUGUUCUAGAAACGGUUUGUCAAGAUGAAACAAGGAAGAUGCUGGACGAGGAAGACGACCUGUCUGAAGUGCAGCCCGAUGCGGUGCCCAACGAAGUUCGAGAAUGGCUGGCGUCCACCUUCACGCGCCAGGCGGCAACGCAGCGGAAGCGGUCGGAGGACAAGCCACGGUUUCGUUCUGUGGCCAACGCAAUCCGGGCCGGCAUCAUGGUGGACAGGAUAUACAGACGCAUGUCUAGCUCAACCCUCAUGCAAAUUCCUUCCCAAAUUGCACAGCUACUAAAAUAUGCAGAUGAUUGGUGUUUUGACGUCUUCAACAUGAACGAGGUCGCCAACGGUCAAGUUCUUCGGUUCUUGACAUACGACUUACUCAACCGAUAUGGGCUCAUCCAUAAGUUCAAGAUCUCGUCUGGUGUCCUGGAAAACUUCCUUAAUUCAGUGGAACAAGGGUACUGUAAAUACAAAAACCCGUACCACAACAACCUGCAUGCCGCAGAUGUCACCCAGACCGUCCACUACAUGCUCUGUCAGGCUGGUGUCGCUAACUGGCUAACGGACUUAGAAAUUUUUGCUACCUUGUUUGCGGCGGUCAUUCACGACUUCGAACACACAGGAACAACUAAUAACUUCCAUGUGAAUUCUCGGUCGGAAACUGCACUUAUCUACAAUGACCGUUCGGUUCUGGAGAACCAUCACAUUAGUGCAGCAUUCCGGUUACUAACGGACGACGACCAGAACGUUUUGUCGAACCUUAGUAAAGAAGAGUACAGAGAGUUCCGCAUGUUAGUAAUCGAAAUGGUUUUAGCAACAGACAUGACGUCUCACUUUCAACAAGUGAAAACAAUGAAGACAGCUCUCAGUCAUCAUGACUUCAGCCUAGACAAGGCCAAAGCUCUGUCCCUCAUUCUUCACUGCUGUGACAUCAGUCACCCGAGCAAAGAGUGGAGACUCCACCACAGGUGGACCUAUCUCCUCAUGGAGGAGUUUUUCCAACAGGGUGAUAAGGAGAAAGUGCUUGGACUCACAUACUCACCGCUUUGUGACAGGAACACGACACUCAUCGCCGAUUCGCAAAUUGGGUUCAUCGAUUUCAUUUUAAAUCCAACCAUGGACGUUUGUGGAGAUCUUCUGGAGAAAAUUCUGCUGCAGCUUCAAAGGCCCUCCGAUGACAGUAUAUCUGAAGAAGGCUUCGAGAACAAGAGCACAGAGGGUGAAUCAGGCAAAGGUCGGCAGCGCUCGCUGUCUGCGAUACGGAUGCCUCGAGCGUCCAGUACAACGGUCACCAACAAUGGCAGUGAGGGGGCCGUCGGCACUGGGAAGAGCGGCAGUGCACCAUCAUCUCCGCGCUCACCCAACCCGUACUCGACCUCCAACCGGGAGCUGAAAAGGCCAUGGGUCAAGUACUUGGAGGAGAACCGCAGCUUGUGGCAGGAGAGAGCAGCACAAGAUGCAGAGGCAAGAAAAAAAGCAAGCCCUGAAAAGGCGAAACCAGAACCAAAGCCAGAAACCUCGUCAGCAAGCUAAACAGAGUGUAUUCUCAGUCCCAUGUGCAUGGUCCCUGCUGCGAUGUGACCUAAGACUGCUCUACAUUAAUCCCACUGUAUGAAUGUGCUGAUAUCUACGCACCUUAAGAAAUGUCAUCACAGCCUAUUUGUCCUGAAUGGAGAAUGGCAGACCAUCUGGACAAAGUUGUCGGCAAAAUUCUACACAAUGUGCCAGCUGGUCAGACACCUUUUUAACAUGAACAAGAUGCCAGACAUAUUCGAGAAUAGUAUUUGAUGUGCAUCAAUGUGAAAAACUGCUUUUUGUAAAUCCUUCUUUCUUGUGCGGGAUUUUAUCUCACGGACACAAAGAUAGUAUACAGGCACACCUGUGAACCAUUCCUUGUUUCCAAAGCUCUGGUGUGCAACACGCAUGUCUGUUUUAGGGAGAACUGAUGCACCAGGUUGGCUGUGUAAAUAGAUGAAUGUGGGAAGCGUAUGAAUAGUCAUCGUGGAUGGUUUCAUUGUAGCAUCUUGGAUGUUAGUGAAAUUUAAUGGCAAAUCCAGAAGACGUGUGCAAUGAAUUGCUUUAAAACAAAACCCUUUCAAAACUCAGCUUCGAUUGUCCUAAAUAUGAUCUGAAACAGGUACCGCACACUCUGGGGAUAAAUGCAUGUUAAGUAACACCAAAGUUUAUCCUAUUUUUGAGAGUAGUGAGUGUGCAUCCCAUAUAACAAGCUUUUUUUCAGAAACCUCUAUAGAGCCCUUGUUUCACUUAUGCUUAAGAUUGUAGACUUUGUAAGCAAUUCCUAAUAUACAACAACUACUGUUUCAUAAUUCUUUAUGUGCAUGCAUACAUUUAUAAAUAAAACUUAAUAUACUUCUUAUGCAAGGUAGGCAUAAUGUUAGUA
Molecule: messenger RNA, 2893 nt
Organism: Ixodes scapularis (black-legged tick)
Lineage: Eukaryota; Metazoa; Arthropoda; Arachnida; Ixodida; Ixodidae
Product: calcium/calmodulin-dependent 3',5'-cyclic nucleotide phosphodiesterase 1A
Exons: 16
Coding region: 1-2025 (674 amino acids)
Biological process (GO): signal transduction
Molecular function (GO): 3',5'-cyclic-AMP phosphodiesterase activity
Source: RefSeq, a predicted model, not a curated record